This is a messenger RNA of Xiphophorus maculatus (southern platyfish), 998 nucleotides long. RefSeq names its product peroxiredoxin 5 (gene prdx5). Gene Ontology annotation, molecular function: thioredoxin peroxidase activity. Gene Ontology annotation, cellular component: mitochondrion; peroxisome; cytoplasm. The transcript has 6 exons. Bases 178 to 750 code for a protein of 190 amino acids. The record is from RefSeq and is a predicted model, not a curated record. NCBI's taxonomy places the organism in Eukaryota, Metazoa, Chordata, Actinopteri, Cyprinodontiformes, Poeciliidae. Gene Ontology annotation, biological process: hydrogen peroxide catabolic process; cellular response to oxidative stress; cell redox homeostasis.
CUCUCAGACAAACUCUGGGUGGGACACAUCCACGGGCAUUUGCUGUGAACGUAAAUAACAUAGAGUGGCCGUAAAACCAGUCUGACGUGCCUCUGAACACACCGGGCCAAAUACACCAGUCGUGACGCAGUCCUCAAGGCUAGCCCCGGUUAGCUGCGCAGCUACAGCGGAGCCAUUAUGUUUUCCCUGACGGGCUCUCUCCUGAAAAACCCCCGAGUCUUCCGGUGCGUCAGACUGCUGCACUGUUCUCCAGUCACCAAGAUGCCGAUUAAGGUUGGUGAAGCUCUUCCUGCAGUGGAGGUCCAGGAGGGUGAACCAGGAAAUAAAGUGUCUAUGGAUCAGCUGUUUAAGGGGAAAAAAGGAGUCCUCUUCGCCGUACCCGGAGCCUUUACCCCCGGCUGCUCUAAGACUCACCUCCCAGGCUUCGUGCAGCAAGCCCAGGAGUUGAGGAGUAAAGGCAUACAGGAGGUGGCGUGCAUUUCUGUCAAUGAUGCAUUCGUCAUGGCUGCAUGGGGAAAGGAGCAUGGAACAGAUGGAAAGGUUAGAAUGCUGGCUGAUCCCACUGGUGCAUUUGCAAAGGCGGUCGACCUGCUGCUUGACAGCGAUACGAUUGUGCAGGUUCUGGGCAACAAACGCUCCAAGAGAUACGCAAUGUUGGUGGAAGACGGAGUGGUGAAGAAGAUCAACGUGGAGCCGGACGGCACUGGGCUGACCUGCAGCCUCUCCUCCAACGUUCUGGCUGAGCUGUAGGCUGCUGCUGUAGCUUAUUAAGGCUAGCUCCUCUCCCUCAGCUACUGUGAAAGUUGUACUAACGGAGCUCGCCUCCUGCCGACUCGACCUUGCCUCUCUUCCCAAAGACGGAUGCAAACGCCGGACACAGAUGUCAGGAGGAAGGUGAUUAAUGCGCACAAUAUUGAGACGAAGAGCAAUUCCUUGCACAGCCCUUUAGUCUUUGUAUACUCUUACUUAAAAGGUAAUAAACUUCAUUCUUUUCCUCA